AGCAUUCAAUUCGAUGCUCGUGUGCGCCUGUGCGAAUCGACUCGCCCUUCCUUCCUGAUCCCCCCCUCCCUCCCGGUACAGUAAUGGCAGUGUUGGAUCGGAGAUUUUAACCAGCUCGCUCCAGGAAAGCAAGCGCCGAUUGAUUUGAGCCCGGAUUGAACCGAACCGCUUCGGGACCGGUCCAUUUAUCACACGCACGAGAUGAUGCGCUUCAUGCUGUUGUUCAGCAGGCAGGGGAAGCUGCGUUUGCAGAAGUGGUACACGCCCACCUCGGAGAGAGACAAGAAGAAGCUGGUCCGGGAGCUCAUGCAGAUGGUUCUGGCCCGCAAGCCCAAGAUGUGCAGCUUCCUGGAGUGGAGGGACCUGAAGAUCGUGUACAAGAGGUACGCCAGCCUGUAUUUCUGCUGUGCUGUGGAGGAGCAGGACAAUGAGCUCAUCACCCUGGAGGUGAUCCAUCGCUUCGUGGAGCUGCUGGACAAAUACUUUGGCAGUGUCUGCGAGCUGGAUAUCAUCUUCAACUUCGAGAAGGCCUACUUUAUCCUGGAUGAGUUCCUGAUGGGGGGAGAGAUUCAGGACACCUCGAAAAAGAGUGUUCUGAAAGCCAUCGAGCAGGCUGACCUGCUGCAAGAGGAGGAUGAAUCUCCCCGCAGUGUUCUAGAAGAGAUGGGACUGGCGUAGCGGCUCUAGAACCCAAAACCUAGAACCCAGAACAUUAGAGUGUAACCAUCAUUAACCUGCCCCCGGCCCCCCGUGUAACACACUGCCCCCCCCCCCCCCCCCCCGCAUAACACACUGCCCCCUAGUGAAUGUAAGAAAGUAAUGCUAUUAAGCAAUAGGGCAUGAGUAUUUGUGAUACUUCUCGGAUCCACUAGAGGGCAGCGUGGUGCUUUGACCCAUUCAGUCCUGAAUAAUUCUUGUCGCGCUGAAGGAUGCAAAAGGAAGCGACGUAAUUCAAACAGAAACUCCUUUAUUGAGUACACAGGACCACAGGACACCAAAAAACAUUUUUCUGUGUAUUUUGGAAAAUGGAACUUUAGUCUUUUUAAGACGCUCUCGACCUGGAAGAAGUUAAAAAUUCUGACGAGAAUUUUUAUUAUUUUUUUAAAGAAGAAAUUCUUUAGUCCAGAUCGCUGUGAUGAAAUGCACUCGGGUCCGAGUCGCUCUUUUAAAGCGUCCUUUUGAAGGAGGGAUACAAGGGAGGAAGCAACGAUCUUCCAUUUCUAUAGAAAUCUAUUUAAAAAAGGGAAUCGCCUGAAUGUAAUUUUAUAUGAAAAACAUGAACCCUCACAAUAACAGCUGGAUCAAAAACCCAGUUCCGAUGGAAGUCAAAUGUCUUUUUAAAUUGUGUGAAAUGAUUCUGAUUCUUAUUGUCGUUAUUUCUAUUAUUAUUAUCAAUAUUAUUUGUUGUUGAUAUUAUUUUUUUUAUUUGCUGGUUUAGUUUCGUCUUGAUAAGGGAUCGUGUUGUUUGUGUGAAAUGGCCUGGAUUAAUAAACACUAUCAUUGAGCUGAA
This is a messenger RNA of Acipenser ruthenus (sterlet), 1510 nucleotides long. Its product is annotated as AP-1 complex subunit sigma-1A. The record is from RefSeq and is a predicted model, not a curated record. Gene Ontology annotation, cellular component: membrane coat; AP-1 adaptor complex; intracellular membrane-bounded organelle. The transcript has 5 exons. The coding region runs from base 202 to 678 and encodes 158 amino acids. Gene Ontology annotation, molecular function: clathrin-cargo adaptor activity. Gene Ontology annotation, biological process: vesicle-mediated transport; intracellular protein transport. Lineage: Eukaryota; Metazoa; Chordata; Actinopteri; Acipenseriformes; Acipenseridae.